UCGAGGCUGCACACAGUAGUGCUCAUUGGCUGUCAUCGCGCUACUGUGGAAUUGCAUAAUGAGUGGGCCACCAGUUUGACCGCAGAUUUCUCUAAAGUGUCGGAGCGGUGUUGUGUGGACGCGGGCUGUGGUGUUUUCCCGUUACGAUGAUCAUGGUGGUGUUGAGCAGCGUCCUCGCAGGGCUGCUGGCUGUCGUUCUCUACCAGAGGAGGACUUAUCCCUUCUUCUGGGUGGAUUUGAUUUAUUACUUGAAACUUCGGAGCUACGGCAAGACGCUGCGGGCUCGUAUGCAGCAAGGGAUCGUGACGUACCUCGACUGUUUCCUCCACCAGGUGAAGAAGAACCCGAACAAACCCUUCAUCGUCUUCGAAAACCAGACCCUGACGUACCGGGAUGUGGACAGGAGAAGUAACCGGUUUGCGAACGCGUUCAGGACGGAGGGCUCUCUGAAACAAGGGGACAUUGUUGCUCUGCUGAUGUUCAACGAACCGGACUUUAUUUGCGUGUGGUUGGGGCUGUGCAAACUGGGCUGCGAAGUGGCCUUUCUCAACGUCAAUAUUAAAGCCAAGUCUCUGCUUCACUGCUUCCACAGUUGCGGGGCCAGGACGCUUGUUGUCGGCGCAGAUUUGGUGCGUUUGGUGGAGGAGGUGUUGCCUGAUCUGAAGGACCACAUGGCCCUGUGGGUGGUGGAUCACACGUCACCUAAGGAAUUUAGCACUUUACUCGAUAAGGUGGAACACAUGUCUGGAGAAAACUUAAGUGAUCUUCCCAAAGUUGACAUCAUGUCGAACUUCCUGUUCAUUUUUACUUCAGGCACCACAGGUCUCUCUAAGGCAGCCCGUGUAGGUCAUAUGAAAGCCAUUGGGAGCAUGGCCUUCCUUCAUAUGUGUGGAGCCACGUCCGAUGACGUCAUCUACAUCACUCUCCCUCUUUACCACAUGUCCGCGUCCCUGUUGGGGAUCGGAGGUUGCAUACACCUCGGUGCAACGUGUGUGUUGAAAAAGAAGUUUUCUGCCAGUCAGUUUUGGAAGGACUGUGUGAAACACAAUGUGACGGUGGUGCAGUACAUAGGAGAGCUCUGUCGAUACCUGUUCAGCCAUCCCGCGGUUCCAGAGGAGAGGACUCACCGUGUUCGGCUGGCGGCAGGAAGUGGUCUCAGGUCAGAUGUUUGGAGGGAGUUUGUCCAACGCUUCGGUAGGAUCAAGAUCAGAGAGGGUUACGGCUUGACUGAGGCCAGCAUCGGCUUCCUCAACUACACCGAUGAGGUCGGACCAAUCGGGAGGGCGAGCUAUUUCAACAAGCUUGCUAUGCCCUUUGAGCUCCUGAGAUAUGAUCCACAAACAUACGAGCCAGUCCGCACCGACUCUGGAAGAUGCAUACGAGCACCAAUAGGAGAGGCAGGGAUCCUGGUAUCUCCUCUGACUGCUAUGAACCAGUUCUUGGGUUACGCUGGGAACCAGGUCCAGUCUGAGAAGAAGCUGCUCAGGGCCGUGUUUAAAGCUGGGGAUGUCUAUUUCAACACAGGGGACCUCCUGCUCCACGAUGACAGGGGCUUUCUUUACUUCCGUGACCGAAUCGGAGACACCUUCAGGUGGAAAGGAGAGAACGUAUCCACCACAGAGGUGUCAGAGGUUUUAGGUCUUCUUGAUUUUAUCCAGGAGGCCAACAUCUACGGAGUCACCAUCCCAGGAUAUGAAGGUCGGGCAGGUAUGGCUGCAAUCGUCUUAAAACAGGAUCACAAAUUAGAUGGAACAAAACUUUACAACCAUUUAAUAAAAACACUUCCUGCAUACGCCUGGCCGUGGUUUCUCAGAGUACAGACCUCUCUGGAUGUGACGGAGACCUUCAAGCAGCAGAAGGUGAAGCUGGUCCAGGAGGGUUUUAAUCCGGAUGUCGCCAAGGAUCUUCUGUAUUUCUUAGAUGUCUCUCAGAAGGACUAUAUUCCUCUGACUGCAUGUCUGUAUCACGACAUUGUGACUGGAAAGAUCAAUUUAUAAACACUCACCAUUCAUGGUAAAUGGACUGUACUUGUAGAGCGCUUUUCUAGUCUUCCCACCACUUAAAGCUCUUUAACACUACAUGUCAUU
Messenger RNA from Anarrhichthys ocellatus (wolf-eel), 2087 nucleotides. RefSeq names its product long-chain fatty acid transport protein 6. Bases 147 to 1997 code for a protein of 616 amino acids. The transcript is spliced from 10 exons. Gene Ontology annotation, molecular function: long-chain fatty acid transmembrane transporter activity; long-chain fatty acid-CoA ligase activity. Gene Ontology annotation, cellular component: endoplasmic reticulum membrane; plasma membrane. The record is from RefSeq and is a predicted model, not a curated record. Gene Ontology annotation, biological process: long-chain fatty acid metabolic process; long-chain fatty acid import into cell. Lineage: Eukaryota; Metazoa; Chordata; Actinopteri; Perciformes; Anarhichadidae.